AUGACAGUAAAAAAAGAUGAGAACAAGCGAAGACCAGUCAAAUUUUGGUUUUCUCUCUUCUUCACGCUUAUUGAAUUGAGAAAAGUAGCCACUCGUAGACUGCCACGUCACAGACGGUGUUAUUGUGUACCUCUUUGCCUCGCCGUUCUUUUGCUUUUAGUACUACUCUGUAUUAUUAUCAUUCAACAACAAACUCAAAAACUCCAUUUUUACGCGAACGAGAGAGAGAAGGGAGAAAACAGAGAGAUGGAUAAGAUACAAUUCCUUGACUCGACGGGGAUUCCUUUCACCAGAGAGGGUCUCUACGCGACUAACAACCAGUUCCAGAAAGCCGGUCCAAAGGGUUUCAUCCAAGUGAAGGUGCUUGAGAACGACAGCCUCUACAUCCGCGUCGACUUGCCCGGUGUUCCCGACGACGCAAUCCGCCACAGAGUCGACUCCGUGAGGCAAAAGGUGAUCUUUUUCUCCGGCGAAACUCCCAACGACGGCAACCCCAAGGACGGCGUUCGCGAGUACUCCGGAACCGCCGGUCUAGGCUGCGACUGCUGCGAGAUAACCGGCGUUGACGCUAAGAUGAAAGAUGGAGUCUUGAGGAUGAUUGUCACAAGGGUCAAGGUGAAAGACCAUGAGAACAAGUGUACUCUCACUCUCCCUCCUUUCACAGGUAACUCUGGAAGAUCACUGGAGGAUCAUCCGUUUGUGGUGAAAGGUCGUAAGACACCGCUCCUUGGAGCUCCGUUACCCAAUGGAGUUUUUUACGUUGCGGUGGAUGUGCCAGGUGUUUGUCCAGGUGAUGUUGAGGUGCUCGCUAACGAGGAUAAAGUUAGGUUCUACGCUGAGGUCAAGAACGUUUACGAGCACGACGAGAGUGCACGUGUUUUCCUUGGACGUCUCAUCCUUCGUGGUGGUUCCUCUUCUUGCCCGUUGCCUUCACUUUUGACCCGGACCUUAGCUUGCGAGUUACAGUUUGGUGUUCUCAAGAUUGUCAUUGCACCUCCUCCUCGCAACGACGACAACACCACCACCACCAAGAGCGAGUAAUCAAUCACACGCACACUCUCUCUUUUACUAGAACGUUUUCAUUUCAGAUUAUCUAUCUUUUUUUUCUAUGUUGGGAGAACUUUUGAAUGAGUACUAGUAAUCUCGCUUCUGUGUUUUAAGUUGUGUGUGUCCCUGCUUUUGUGUUUGCUAUGGAUUCCAGUGAUUUAUCUAUUUGCUGAAUGACUUUGAUUGGUA
Thlaspi arvense is the source of this 1236-nucleotide messenger RNA. NCBI's taxonomy places the organism in Eukaryota, Viridiplantae, Streptophyta, Magnoliopsida, Brassicales, Brassicaceae. The record is from the annotation of a GenBank genome assembly.